Molecule: messenger RNA, 1233 nt
Organism: Daphnia pulicaria
Lineage: Eukaryota; Metazoa; Arthropoda; Branchiopoda; Diplostraca; Daphniidae
Exons: 3
Coding region: 23-1186 (387 amino acids)
Source: RefSeq, a predicted model, not a curated record
CGCCGCUGGGCAGCAAUAGAAAAUGAUCCAACCGGCCAAGUUCAACGCCCGAAAUUUAUUUUUAGGAUUUGUCCUUUUCGCGUUGGCUUUUUUUAUUUUCUUUUGGCAAUUUGUUGGACUAUCACCACCUCAGAAUGCGGUGUCAUCUGCUGUGAAUUCAAUUAACACUGAAACCGUUCAGCCGUCAACUGUCAUCGAUGCAGUGACGGAAGUGAUGCAGCAAACAACGACAGAGAAAAGCACGUCACAGCGCAAUUGCAACCGGACGUUCAAUGCUGUUGACAAAAAUUCAACAACUUGGUCAGUGCUAACGACACCCGGGUCAUUCCGGUGGUGCAGUUUGGAUUCAUCGGCACGCGGAGCCCACCAGAAAGUCAUCAGUUAUUCCUUGUUCGGCACUGGCCAGAAGGAAAACGUUUCCGUGUCGGAUCGUUUCGUCAAAUUGUUGAGAAACAUUUCAGUGACAGCGGAGAAAUCCUACCCGGGCUGGAUUGUCCGCAUUUACCACAAUUUCCGCAAUCAAAGUGAACACCCAGAUGAAAAGUCCGUUUUCAACCAGCUGUCUGAACUGAGCUGCCAAUUCAGUCACGUCGACUUGUGCAGUCUAACCGAGAUGAUUGCGAGUCUCACCUCUUCACCGACACCCAUCGAUCCCGAUCUCCUGCGAGGCCUCAAUGGCCGAAUGUUCCGCUAUUUGGUCAUGCUCGAUCCCAAUGUGGACAUUUUUAUUUCGAGGGAUAUCGACAGCGUCAUCUGGCAGCGGGAAGUCGACGCUGUUGACCAGUGGCUCAAGUCCAACUUCACUUUCCAUCUGAUGAGGGACCACAAAUUCCACAGUGCCACCAUUUUGGCAGGAAUGUGGGGAGUGAAACUUGACCAACGCCGAGAUCUCGUCCAAGGAUUGACGAGAGCCAUGAUAUUAGCCGGCCAAAACCAACAGAAAAGCACCGACCAAGAUUUGCUGGACAAGAUCUUCUGGCCUUCAGCUCAAUACGACGUGAUGGCUCACGACAGCUACCACUGUCGAAACGGUAAACUCAACAACAAGUCUCCCAUCAAAGUGUUGCCGUUCCCCACUAGGCGCAACUGCAGUUGCUAUGUGGGCGGAAUCGGUGGCACACUCAAACCUGAAAAAUGUCCGGAAGCGUGUCGACCGCCAGAUCACAAGGACUGGGAAUACUGUUAAUUCUAUACAGGCUACUCAGUCGUAUUAUAUAAUAUUUAAGGAGAUUU